Molecule: messenger RNA, 5994 nt
Organism: Morone saxatilis (striped sea-bass)
Lineage: Eukaryota; Metazoa; Chordata; Actinopteri; Moronidae
Product: oxysterol-binding protein-related protein 2-like
Cellular component (GO): cytosol; membrane; intracellular membrane-bounded organelle
Molecular function (GO): cholesterol binding
Source: RefSeq, a predicted model, not a curated record
CGCCCCCAAAGCCAGCGACUUCCGCUUCUGUGUCAACCCUGGGCUACACUAAAGUCCUGCUCAUAUCUCUGGACCUGUCAAAACAUCCACUGUGCACACACCGCCGAGGUUACUAAUUUUCUCCUGUCAGCACAAACUGAACUCUGAAGGUACACCAGCUGGUGUAGUUCUCCUUUGGUCAAACCAUCCCCCAGAAAUCAACAUCAUACCGAGUUUGGGACAUUCCCCGCCUGGAUAUUAAACGGACAUUGCGCUGUCGCUGUGGUGACACUCUAGAGGGACCUUGAUCGACAGGUCUGCCACCAAAAGGAACAUGUGCUAGAAGUUGUACAUCUGUCCUGAACGACUGCGAGGCUUUGACUCUAGAAGAUGAGCAAUGAGGAUGAGUUCUACGACGCCGUCACAGGCCUGGAUUCGGACGAGUCAUAUGAGGGAGUGUCAGAGGCCAGUUUCAAAGAUGCACUGGUGUUUGACGGCAGCAGUCAGAAGAACAACGGAUCAGUGCCACAGGAGAACGGCAUCAAGAAACACAGGACGUCCCUACCUGCGCCUAUGUUCUCCAGAAACAAUGUCAGUAUCUGGAGCAUCCUGAAGAAAUGCAUCGGACUGGAACUGUCAAAGAUCACAAUGCCCAUCGUCUUCAACGAGCCUCUGAGCUUCCUGCAGAGAAUCACAGAAUACAUGGAACACACUUACCUCAUCAACAAAGCCUGCUCGCUGUCCGACUCCAUAGAACGCAUGCAGGCAGUAGCUGCUUUUGCUGUGUCAGCAGUUGCUUCCCAAUGGGACAGAACUGGAAAACCCUUCAACCCUCUGCUGGGAGAGACCUAUAGAACUCACCAAGGGCUGGGUUUCCGGCUGGUUUCAGAGCAGGUAUCACAUCAUCCCCCGGUCAGUGCCUUCCAUGCAGAGAGCCUGGUCGGGGACUUUGUCUUCACCGCCAUCUACCCCAAACUCAAGUUCUGGGGCAAAAGCGUUGAGGCUGAGCCUAAAGGGACCAUCACACUAGAGCUACUCAAGCACAAUGAGGCGUACACAUGGAGUAACCCUUACUGCUGUGUACACAACAUCAUCCUGGGCAAGCUAUGGAUAGAGCAGUAUGGCACAGUGGAAAUAGUCAACCACAGCACUGGAGACAAGUGUGUGUUGAAUUUCAAGCCCUGUGGGAUGUUUGGCAAAGAGCUGCACAAAGUGGAGGGAUACAUCCAGGAUAAGAGUAAAAAGAAGCACUGCGUUAUAUAUGGGAAGUGGACCGAGUGCAUGUGGAGUGUCGACCCUCAGGCGUACGAGGCGCACAAGAAGUCAGAGAGGAAAGGAGACAACAAGAAGCACAAAAAUGAUGAGCUGGAUGGAGCAGACAACGAUGAUGCAGACGACAUGCCCGAAGUCCAGGAGACGGUUUCUGUCGUACCAGGAAGCACUCUGCUGUGGAGGAUAGACUCCAGACCGGCACACUCUACUACGAUGUACAAUUUCACCAACUUUGCGAUGUCUCUCAAUGAGCUGGAGCCUGGCAUGGAAGCCAUCUUGGCCCCCACAGACUGUCGCUUCAGACCUGAUAUCAGAGCCAUGGAGAAUGGCAACAUGGACGAGGCCAGUAAGGAGAAGGAGAGAUUGGAGGAGAAACAGAGAGCUGCCAGAAAGGAGAGAGCCAAGUACGAGGAGGAGUGGUCUACAAGGUGGUUCCAGAUGGGCACCAACCCGUACACCGGCGCCCAGGGCUGGCUCUACACCGGUGGCUACUUCAAUAGGAACUACCAAGACCUGCCCCAUAUCUACUGAUAGCCCGCUAGCCUUCAUCCUCAUCCUCCUCUUCUUUAACCUGCAAUGAUCUGCCUGUCAUGAAAUGGAGAAAAAUGUUAAGAAUCCACAUACCAGUCUUUAUCUCACUGCCUUCAUCAUCGGACACACCCAGCAUAAAUUGGAAAGACUUAUAAAGAAGCCAAAUGCCUGUCACUUCCCUCAAACAGCGGCCUGCUUGAUGUCUGCUGAGUCUUCAGGUCUUUUUUGUUUUUCUUCAUGUAAAAGAUUUUACAUCAUCUUCACUUCCGCCGUAUUCUUAUCAUCUUGUGUGAUUUCGUCACAUUAGGACCAGCAAGCAUUUCUCAUCUCUCUGCCCCGGCAUCGUUUAGAGCACAAGGUUAUAUUCCCGACCAGUCGCAGCGGCAGAGAGUUGGUACGUCUGAAACAACGGUUAACGACCCACAAACUCACAGAUACAAUUUUGAAUGUUUAACGCCUUUACAAUCAAACUCUCGCCUGAGGAACCACCUGCCACACCUCCGGACCGCGUCACGUGUUAUUAAUGAGCAAAUCUGAGUAAAAACAACAUGAAGUAAGACAUAAUCACAGCGAUGGAUUUACAGGCCGAUACCUAGUCAACGGGGAAAUCAGGGAUGUGAAUUCUCCUUUGACUGAAGACGGAUCUCGAUGAUUUUUGUUUUUGGAAACCGCUCAGAAAAUAAAUAUAGGUGACAUUGUACUCUUUAAGGAGCGACAUUAUAAACAAAUACUGUUGGUUUAAUUGGUCAAGAUAAAUCGAAUGCAAGCAUGAGCUCAUUACUGUCCAUGUGUCAUAACCAUAAAACAUUUAGUAUGGACUGUUACUCGCCCAUUACCCUUUCACAAGGUUUAUGCAUCAAAAUAAAUCAAGACAUCUACUAGAAAACAGUUCCUCGACAGCGGAGUGGAAUGUGCGGCUCGAGCGGGACGAGACCUGGGAUCAGCACAGAAACCACACGCAACCUGAUGUCCUCCUGCAUGGGAACAGAUGAAUGAAUAGAGCGUGGGUUCGGUGGCACGCCUGAGCUGUUUGCACCCUCAAAAUGUUACUCUGUUGUCUUAACACCUGGCCUGUAAGUCUGUAAGAAUAGUUGCUGGUUUUACUUAGAGACAGUUGAAAUGUAAAGUAUGAUUAACAGUCCACUGUGCUCACUCAUUAAGUGAAUUCUCUCUGUGUGGGUUGAUAAAAUAAAACAGAGCAGCUGGAGUUCAGAGCCAGAGUUUAAGGAACACUGAACAGAAUGUUCAUGUACAUGAUAUGCAUCUUGGAUAGCUGGCUAACUGUGCUGGCUGCUAAGUCAUAGCUGGAGAUUACCGGCAUUCAAAACAGGCUUCACAGAAAAUCUUUUCAUCCUCUGGUUUAUACAUUUCUUUCAGAAUCUGAUGGUCAGUGCCUGCAUGUGCAUGUAAAUCUAAACCUGGAAGAUAAAUUCACUCCUUCAGAGUUAAAUCUCACACUCUAUAAAAUGAUUUUGACAUUUUAAGUGGAUAUUUAACUCCCAGAUUAGACAGUGACAGUAAUGAAAUCUAAUAUAAUACUGAGUAAAUGUAAGGAACAAUAACAGUACAUGCACAUUCAUUGUGUGAGUGAGUAUAUGAAUAUGUACGACACCUAAAGCCAUAUUAACUACAAGAGAGAGUGGAUUUGCUGUGUGAAUGACGGGAAUUUGACUGUCAGCCCUUAAAAUUUACAUUAUUAUUAUUAUUAUUAACCUCACUAUCAUCAUAGCAUGAUUAAUAAAGAAAGCAUUAUUCAUGUCAGUGUAAUAUAAUGUAACAUGCACCGUUAGAUAUUCUGCUGUCACGCUGGAUUGGAUGCUAGAGAAUGGAUAGAUUACUGAACAGGCCCAAAGGGUCACCACCAAAAGAAAGACACACAAUGACUGUAGAUAUGUAAAACGACUACAAAGAGACUCAUAACGACAACAGAGAGAUGUAAAAUCAACAGUACUUUGUGUCUCUUGCUGUUUUGGUGUCUUGCUCCUGUAUCAGAGGGAUGAAGGGCCUUUAACAUACAGUAUCUGUGCCCAGGGACCUGUUCUGCCAUCCAGUGAUUUUUUUUUUUGUCUUCUGAUAUUGAUUGUCGUAAAAAAAAGUGUUUCAUUCUCAAAAUUGAAAAAAACAAACAUGAAAACCAGUCUAAUGAAUGUCAGCACACACAAAAAUAGUAGAGGGAGAGAUGGCGCUCCUGAGAAAGACUGUCGAGUGCAACACAGCAAGGCUAUCAAGUAUUUGAGAGCUUAAUGUACAGAAACUCUUGACUCGAUGAGACAUCCUGUGCACGGUGCGUCUUUCUUCUGCACGUUUUGAAUCACGUUAAGCCUCGCGACUCGACUCAGACACGAGAUACCACAUCAUGUUGCACCGAGCAAAUAUUUUGGACUUCAGCUGCUCUGAAGCUUUAUCGUGAUGUUACAGAUUCAUGAUAUUUAGAAAGCUCACUCAGUAUUUUGCCUUCAAUUCCAGCUGAGCAGAACUCACAUUUCCAUUCAGACUGGGCGCUUGAAAUCCAAAUGCAGAUGUAGGAUCUGCAUUUUGUUAAUAGGACAUCAGGAAAAAUAUCAGAUGGGAAUGGAUUGGACAGAUUUUACUUUCAGUUUAUAUAUUUUUAAUAUGUAUGCUGAAAUUAUAUUACAUAUAUUAAAAAAACAUGUUUAUCAGAGCUCCAUUCUCCUGAGCUUCAGAUGAAAUUAACAUUAAAUAAAAUGUAAAUAGCCUUGAUCUUGUUGAAGAACAGUCAAAGGUUGUGUUUUAGAUUUCAGUUGUAUAAUGAGGUUACAACCCUCAGCUCUCCAGGUUAUCACCACACCAUAAUACUCUCCACAUUACCUGCAGACCUGUUUGCACUGGUGAGAAAGAGCGUAUAAGAUAAAGUGAGAUACCCUUCUGGACGUGAUCUACAGAAAUCUUUAUUCUGGAUAUGUCAUUCACCAGGUUGCAGAUGUUUAAAAGUCAUGUUUUCAUCAGUGCAUUCAGGAGCUAUGACGUAUUUCACAAUACCAACUCUAUGCAACUCCUCAACAUAAACAGUACACGCCUGGUCUGUUAUUGUACAGUAGCUUUACAUUCCCCUCAACCCCAGCAGCACACAUCUUCAGCUUGGACAGGCUGAUGUCUCUCAAAAUGAAGACUUCUUAGUUUAAUAUAUAAUAAUUGGAAAUGAAUAGAACUUGUCACUACAACCAGCCUCGUACCGCAUCUUGGACCAAUUUAACUUUUCUGUUUUUAAAAUGUAUUUCCAUGUCUUGCUUAGUUCCUGGAUUUGUUUACCUUUUUUCCCAUUACCACAUUUUUUUUUUAACUUAUGUGUAUUAUUUAUGAUGUUUGAUGUUUUAUGAAAUGGAUUCUGUUGUCAGUUGUUAUUUUUUGCUUAUGUAGCUAAUCUAAAACAGCUCUUAAUUUCUCUUUUUUCACUUGAAUACAAAUUUGAGCUGUUUUGUAGAGGAGCAGAGUGUCUAAAUCGGGCUUGAAGUGAACAUCAUUCACCAGUUUAACAUUUUGCUGUGACCGUUAAUCUGUCAGAUGUAGGUAGACAGUGACUCCUUCCUGUUUGAAUGUCUUUUGGCUGCUAAAAUUCACGUGGAAUACCCCGAACACGGUUAUUUUCAUGCCUACAAGAUCACAUUUUUUUUCAACUUGUCAUUAAAAAGUCAUUAAAACUCACACAAACACUACUUGAGUCACAAAAAGGUGUGAACUGAACACUGGUCAAAUGCUGCAGUAGUAAAUGAGUCCAAACAGGAACACCAGCCUCUGUUCAAAAGUAGCUUUUGACUCUAAUGUAAAAAGAGUGGGUAAAAUAGUCCCAGCAGCCAGUAAACAUAUGGAACAGUCACAUUCAUGAGUGCUGAUUCGGCUCUACCAGUCACAAGACUAAUGCUCUGUCACUGAACUAGAUCUAGGUUGUUAUUUUGCUUUGAGUGUUGGUUCUUUCUAUAAAGAUGUGUCCUUCUCUUGGACUGUAUCACGGGGUUGUCAAUGUUAUAUAUGUGUACAAGUGCUGCACAGAGGUAAUCACAAGCAAAAUGGCAUAUUAUUUUGUGCAAUUGAUUUAUUUUUAUAGUAUUUAAACUGUUUUUGGUGAGAACAUUGUACCAGAUGUUUUAUUUUGAGGUGGGGGAUUGUAAGGGGUCGUAUCCAAUCUGUGGACAGUUUGGUAGAUUAAUGAACAGGGGAAAUGUCUACUAAUAAAAUCCUAAUUUCAGUUUUUGA